UCUUGUGCUAGCUUGUUUGUUUACUUAUCAUGUCUUCCAGCGACGACGCGGCCGUCUGGCAAAGUGUCGGCCAUGAUCUCGUCCAGUCAUUUGUGUCCGUGACAGUCGAGACAUUCGUUGUUGCGGUCUACUCCGUCCUAGUCUUUGAGACUGGUCGACUGCUACUGAGAAAGAGCCACACCAAGGUCUCGCUCUGCACAUGUCUGGCGGUGCUCGUCAUGUACGGCCUCGACCUUUCACUUUGGAUGAUCGACGUACACAAUGUUGUCGCCGAAAUUCAAGGGACGCUUCUUUCCACCUCCACCGCCCCCCUCGACGGUAUCUAUGCUACCGUCAUAUCCAAAAUCCUCCGUCUGUCGUCCAUUGAGGAUGUCAUUUACGCAUACAUGACCAUCAUCGGCGAUGGGAUCAUCAUAUGGAGAGCCUACGCUUUCUGGUCGACCGGCCGAGAAUGGCUUGUCCUUUUCGUCCCCCUCGCCUUCCUGGCAGGGUCACUUUCGACCUCCAUCAUGCUCACCUAUUGUGCUGCACGCCUGGGAGCCGACAUCGAGCUGGGCACCUACCAGCACCCGGCCUUCUGUCGCAACAUCCAGACCGCGUCGUAUUCCACGACGCUCGCGACCACCGCUGUGACAACGAUGCUCAUCGGCUACAAGACAUGGAAGUACAGACGCACGCAUAUUGAUGCCUUCGGGGGUUCGUCGCCGCAGACCCGGACGCAGAGGGUUAUGGUCAUGCUCAUCGAGUCUGGUGUCCUCUACAUGCUGUUCUUCGUGAGCACUACGUUCCUCCCCCCGCACAGCGGCCCCUCGCUGAUCCCGUCGCAGCUCGUGCAAGUGAUCAUGAGCCUCAGCUCCGUGAAUGCCAGCCUGAGCCAAAGCACGUCGCUCGCCUUCGCCUUCUCCAUCUACCAGUACAUCAGCAGCUCCAUCGUCGGCAUAUACCCGACGCUCGUCGUCAUCCUCGUCAACUCGAAGCACUCCAUGCUCAGGUCGGGCGUGGGCACCGGCUCGUCGAACAGCGCGCUGGUGUACAAGCGCGGGCCGGGCGCGAGCGAGGCGACGUACAGCUCGACGGCGACGGUGGACCCUGCGCGCGGGCCGGCGGCGGAGAUCAGCCUGUACGAGAUGGCGCAGCUGAAGGAGGACUGUGCGGAGGACCCGGAGGCACUGGCAGGCGUCACGGGGAGGAAUGGGACUGUGAAGAUACAGGUGCAGCAGUCCGUGGCAUACGAUGUGUGAGCCGUCGGCGCAGGACUACUCGGACUCGAGACCGUGUGUGUGGAUCAGUCUUUGUUGAGCGCUCGGUGUAUCAUUUUGUGUCUUAGUAGUCGCUGGGGGAUACAAUAUAUUGCGCC
This is a messenger RNA of Fomitopsis serialis, 1357 nucleotides long. RefSeq lists its product as uncharacterized. The transcript has 7 exons. The record is from RefSeq and is a predicted model, not a curated record. The coding region runs from base 30 to 1241 and encodes 403 amino acids. Lineage: Eukaryota; Fungi; Basidiomycota; Agaricomycetes; Polyporales; Fomitopsidaceae.